Molecule: messenger RNA, 850 nt
Organism: Folsomia candida
Lineage: Eukaryota; Metazoa; Arthropoda; Collembola; Entomobryomorpha; Isotomidae
Exons: 3
Coding region: 143-751 (202 amino acids)
Source: RefSeq, a predicted model, not a curated record
UAAUUCAUUUUAACGACAAAUUCUUCCCGACGUGUAUGUACAUAUGUAGUUAUUCAGCGGAGAAACAUGUGUUUGUAAACGUGCAGUUUUUAUUUCAUGGUCAUAUUUCUCAUUUUUGUAAAAUAUUUCCAGAAAUUUAAGUAUGAAUUGUUCUAACUUGAUAAGUUUGGUAAUUUUGCUGUUAUUUUGUUCUACUGGGUCUAAUGGCUCGUUCGGUGGUGGUGACGAUGAUGACGCCUACGACGACGACAUUGACGCCCUGACUGGGAUGGAAUGUUAUCAAUGCGUCGAAACCCCGGGGGACCAAGGUCACUUAAGCUGCGAGGUGGAAAGAGGCGAUUACAAUUUGGACGACUUGUUCCACGAAAAUGCGGACGUUUUUGAAAAAAUUCUGGAAAAUGGGGACGACGAAGAUGACGAUAUUACCAAAUUUAUCAGAAAAGCGAUCUCCGCACUGCCGAAAAAUCCUUGUAAUUUAAUUACGAAAAAAGUACUGGAUCUGAUAUCUUCAGAAGAUGACAAAAUCCUCCCGAUUCACCUGGUUUUUGAAGGGAAAGAUGUCAACUCGAGAUAUUUGGAGCUGAAAGAGGCCAUUUCCACGAUCCAGUUUCAAAAACGUGAAUCCUCCUCGUGGCUCACGGUGGAAGUCCAACUUCGAAAUCAGGACGACACAUUUUCCUUCAUUUUGCCCGAUUUUGACCAAGAUUUAGUCAGCAUUCCGGGCAAUUCUAUAUUUUAUACGGCGCUUUAAGAAACAAAUUUUUCGUAAUUAUUAUUUAUUUUUUGGGAAAUUUAUGAAACCUUACAGUUCAAAGAAGGACGCUUUAUUUUGUAACGGAAUUUAAAAAAA